Messenger RNA from Cucurbita moschata (crookneck pumpkin), 1849 nucleotides. Its product is annotated as transcription initiation factor TFIID subunit 8-like. The record is from RefSeq and is a predicted model, not a curated record. The transcript has a single exon. Gene Ontology annotation, molecular function: protein heterodimerization activity. The coding region runs from base 579 to 1691 and encodes 370 amino acids. Gene Ontology annotation, cellular component: transcription factor TFIID complex. NCBI's taxonomy places the organism in Eukaryota, Viridiplantae, Streptophyta, Magnoliopsida, Cucurbitales, Cucurbitaceae.
AUAUUCCGAAGGUUUCUUCUCUUCAGAACGAAAACCUCGAACUUCAGGAGAGUUUACAGCUCAGUUUAAUCGCUCUUCAAACGCCGGAGAUCUGCGGCGGCGUCUGCUUCCGUCCACCGUCAUCUCCGAUUUUGAAUCUCACUUUCUCUUUCUCCUCCAUUUUUCUCCCUCUAGGGUUUUGUGCUAUUAGAUUACAGCGCUUCGGAUCGUUGGAUCUCUCGCAUAUUUCUAAUUUUCUCUUUCAGAUAUUUGAAAAAAAAUCCUCUGGAUUAUUUGUAUGAUAGUUUGGAAAGUUAUUAUCAUCAGUUUUAGAGCUUCCUUUUAGCUUUUCGUGUUUGUUUCUUCCCUAACUUUCCGAUGGUUCCUUAGAUUUUUUUGCCUUCUCUUGUUAUUGAUUUUGAUUCUGAUUCCGAAUUCAUUUCUCGAGUUUUUUCUUAUCUGGUUCCGAAUUUCGAAUUGCAAAAAAAGCAACUAUUACGCUUGGAAAUCGAAGAAGGAUUCAACAGUCUUCCGACGAGUAACUGGAUUUUGAUCGUUUGAGUGUGGCGGAAUUCGAAGAAGAUUGAAAUGCAGAGGCAAUGAGGGAUGGGGGUGGGAGUAGUAUGAAGUCGAAAGAACAACAAAGGUCUGAGUUGAGGAAAUGUAGAGGCAACGAUUUAGGUCGAGAGGUGUCCAGAAUUGCUGUGACGCAGAUGUGUAACAUCGCAGGGUUUCAGAGCUUCAAAGAGUCUGCUACGGACGCACUCGCUGACAUUGCCAUCAAAUACCUUUGCCAUUUGGGGAGGAUAGCAGCUUUCUAUGCCAAUUUAGCUGGUAGAACUGAGUGCAAUGUGUUUGAUAUAAUUAGAGGGAUCGAAGAGUUGGAAUCAUCACAGGGGUUUCAGGGCGCUUGGGAACCAAAUCAUUGUCUUACCAAUUCGGGGUCAGUGAAGAGCAUUGUUCGCUAUGUAAAUUCAGUUGAUGAGAUCCCUUUUGCUCAUCCACUACCACGUUUCCCGGUGAUCAGAAACAGGGAGCCAAUUCCAAGCUUUGUUCAGAUUGGUGAAGCCCCACCUAGCAAACAUAUUCCCAGUUGGUUGCCAGCAUUCCCUGAUGCUCAUACUUACAAUCAUUCAGCUUUGUGGAGGAGGAAGCCGAGGGAGCCACGCGCCGAGAAGAUAGAGCUUGCGAGGCAGCGGAGGAAGGCAGAGAAGUCUCUAUUGGGUUUGCAGAAGAGAUUGGUUUCCUGUGGUUCAGAAAGAAGUGGCAAUGGCAAGAUUGAGUUUUCAGGAGGUGAAAGUAAUUCAUUCCUUGGGUCAUGUUUGCAAGAGAUGGAAGAUGGGGUGGGAUUUCCUUCUGAAACUUCAAUUGGCAAGGAUGGGAUUAGCCAUUUGUCUGUGCCAGAGGUGUUUGCUCCUGCCAUUGAGGUGAUUAAAGGUCGUGGCUUUCCUAACAGUCGGGACGACGAGGCGAACAUUCUUCCUCGUGCGAGGCCCCUUGUUCAUUUCAAGUUAGAAACUAGCAGAACAUUUCUUGGAGGAUCUAUGAAUUUGAAUGCUAAAGUGACAGGAAUUAGGGAAUCUGUGUUCUGGGUCAGACGAGAUGAUGAAAGAGAUCAAAAGCACAAUAAAGAAAGAGAUGAAAAGAAGAGGAGAGUUGAAUACAUUCUCAGACAUUCUAUAGACAAGCCAGAAGAACUCAACCAAUCAUAAUCCAACAGCGGGAACAUGUUUGUUGCCAUUGCUGUUGCUUGCUUCAUUGUUAAAGCCCUGUCUAAGCUCACCACUUUUCCUCUUCAAUAUUGCAAUAACAGAUGUGUCUAUAGUGAUCUAAACUUGUACAAUGAAUUUCUCUCUCCUUUUCUUGUUUC